Molecule: messenger RNA, 4576 nt
Organism: Zootoca vivipara (common lizard)
Lineage: Eukaryota; Metazoa; Chordata; Lepidosauria; Squamata; Lacertidae
Source: RefSeq, a predicted model, not a curated record
AUGGACGGGUGAAGGCAGAAAACUGCUGUCUCCGGGAUGGAGAGGGUUCCUCUCCACGGUACUCGAGGCUGAGCGCCUGUGCUUGCAGCCGACUGGGAAGGAAUCGCAUUGCAAAAGGGCUUCUGAUCUCUCCUCCCAGCUUAAGAUGUAAGGGAAUCUGGGGUCCUAAAAGUGGGGAGCGUAGAGGCUCCGUGGGUGGGGGACAGAGAACGAAAGCGGCUUUGGAGAAACAUCAACCGAUUCCGAGGAUUUGGCACGAGUUGCAAACGGGCUGCUGCAGAAUGGAGAGUAAACAGUGCUUUGUUUUCAGAGAGUGCUGGUGAGCACAUUACCGUGAUGGCUCGCAAGCAGAUUGGAAAGUGGGAAAAGUACGGUAAAAGGUAUUGCAGAGACUGGGAAAGAGAAGCUAGCUUAAAAGACUGGGUUCGGAGGGUACCAGGAGAUGAGUCAAAAGCAGCAUGCAGAUACUGCAUGUGUGAAAUCAGAGCUCACCACAGCGAUCUUGUGUCGCACAGUAAAACUAAUAAGCAUCAGAAGCAUGUUGCGUUGCUCUCACAGCCUUCAGUGAAUGUGGAUAAACACCCCUAUGAGUUUGAAAAGCGGCAUUCAUUGCAGCUUGGAAAAGAAAAGUCAUUUGGAGCCAAACCAGACACAUUCGAGGAAUUCAAGCAUAUGGAAAUGAAUGAUUCCAUAAAUGUGUGUGCUCUGAAAUUAGCCACACACAUAGCUUGCCAUAUGAGCAUUUUUACUGUUGAUCACCUGGGGUGUAUUAUUGGUGGAAUGGCCGAGAAAGACAUAAGCCUUCAUAGGACAAAGUGCUCUACAAUUAUAAGAGAUAUCAUAGGUCCUACAGUGCACAAAGAGCUGCUUCGGGAUAUUGGCAGCGGGCACUACUCCUUGAUCAUUGAUGAAAGUUCUGACGCAUCUUCACAGAAGCAACUUUGCUUGAUGGUGCGAUACUUCAGCAACAAGCUUAAAUGCAUUGUAUCCUCCUUUGUAGGGUUAAUUACUUUCAGUGACACUGAUCUAAUCACAGAGGCCCUCUUAUCAUUCCUAAACGAAAAUAAGCUCAACAUAAAGAAGUGUGUUGGGAUUGGUGCCGAUGGGCUCAGCGCAGGUAUAUGCGGUCACAAAAAUUCGCUGCUCAAAAAGUUUUACGAACUCAAUCCUUGCGGAGUUUUUAUUAAGUGCACGUGCCACUCCAUUUAUCUGUGCUUAUCGAGAGCUAUCGAUGUGCUUCCCCUGAACCUAGAAUAUAUGGUUGCGCAGACCUUCUUGUGGUUUUCUCAGAGCACGUUUCGCCAGAAACGGUACGCAGAACUGUAUGCUGCAAUCAACGUUGGAGAGAUUGCCCUGAAAGUGUUGCAAGUUACAAACACGCGGUGGCUGUCUAUUAGUCCUUGCCUUAAUAGAAUACUUAGCCUGUAUGAUACUCUGAAGUUGCAUUUUCAGUCUGUCAAAGACACUGAAAACGACUACAGUGCUCAGCUGCUCUAUCAAAUGUACUCUGAGCCUCUUAACAGACUUUACCUGGUUUUUCUGCAGCCUCUCGUCCAGGAAGCAAACAGGCUCAGUAAGUUAUUUCUUUUGGAAACUGCUAAUCCAGUAAAACUGAUUACAGAGUUAGUGAUGUUCUACAAGACUCUGCUACAGAGAGUCGUGAAGCCUUCUGCCUUUCCAACAUGGUCAUCCAUAAUGAACUAUGACAUUAGAAGCAAGCAAAACUACCUGUCCCUCUCCGAAGUUAAUCUUGGGCAAGUGUUCCUCUCGGAAUUAGCAGAAGCCAAAAUCUCUUGCCAAAUUAGAGAGGCCAUUCAAACGAUGUGUCGGGAUUGUGUUUUUGAGCUUGCAAACCAAAUAAAGCUUCGCCUGCCCCCAAACGUGGAUCAUCUUGAAUCGCUCACCGCUCUAAAUCCUUCAGUUGUUCUGAGUCCCCUAAGACCUGCAUUUUCAGCUUUGUCGUUUUUGCCUUUAUACAGAGGGGAUCGCUUGCAACUGGAGCAACAGUGGAGGAAUCUGGAUACAGUUUCUUGGACAAACACAGAAGAUAGCCAGAUAGAGCAGUUCUGGGUAGAAGUUGUAAAACAUACAGAUGACGUGGGAGAUAAAGAUUUUGUCGAGCUAGGAUUAUUUGCCCUUGCACUUCUCACCCUGCCCUUCAGCAGUGCCGCCGUGGAGUGUACAGUUUCACAAAUGAAUCUGAUAAAGCACAAGCUGAAGAACAGGCCACAGGACAGCCUGCUAGAAAAUAUUCUAAGGAUCAGAGCUUACAUGCACAGAAAUAAGAUUUGCUGCAACCAGUUUCAGCCAUCCAAAGAGAUGAUUUCUUUGUUCAGUAGUGAAUUUUAUGCUGUUGCUAAUAGCAAGGGUGCUAUAGAAGGCUAUGAUGAUAUAUUCUGAAGAAGAAAAAGUCGAGAUUUUUAACAUUGCAUUCUUAUAAGAGCAUUGAGUGACUUGUAGUUAUACACUUUGCCUUUCUGACAUUCUCUUACUGUUGAAUUCACUGUUUUUAGUGUCAUUUCCACUGGUUUUUCAAUUCUGUGUUUUAUCUGAAACAUGCUGCCUUUUACUGCAGAAGUAGCAGAUACCAUUGAUUAAAUAUGUAGUUUUGAAUAUGCCUUGUAUUUUGCCUCUGCUGCAGGCUUCCAGGUGCUCGCAGCUAGGGAGACUGCGAGAGAUCUCAAGUUCUUAAAAUCUGUUACUCUCUUCUGUCAUUAAAAAUGGUUCUGCAUUCUUAAAAAUAGCUUAAAAUCAGACUAUACUACCUGGCGACAAUAUUUAUUGUGCAGUCUUGCAUGUAAAAAUGCUGAAGCAGAGACUGGAAUUUAUAGAGAUGCCGAGAUUCAUGUACUGUAGAACAGUGUUUCCCAACCUUGUGCCUCCAGAUGUUUUUGGCCUACCCUAACUCCCAUGAUCCCUAGCUAGCAGGACCAGUGGUCAGGAAUGAUGGGAAUUGUAGUCCGAAAACAGCUGGAUGCACAAGGUUGGGAAACACUGCUGUAGAAGGCUUGAGUCAGCUCAAUGAAAUCUACUCUUCCUUUCCCUUUAAUCAGCUGACUAUCACACCAUAUCACAUACCGCUUUUGAAACACCUUUCAGUUUCAAAAGCAGUUUGGUUUUGUUGGGUGUCUGAGAACACAGUCCUAGGCUUACAUUUCUUUACAUCCUAGCCGACAUGUUUGCAUCAUCGAGAACUAAAAUAGGACAACCAAUUCACUGAUGAGAAACAAACCUUGAAAUUAGCAUAUUAAACUUAGUUUGCUUAAUUUUGCUUAAUUUACUCCUCUGAAGUCAGUAGGAUAUUUUAAUAAAAAUAUUGAUAAGUGACUCCAAAGUUGUAUCGAGGGAGGAUUUAAUGGUAGCUUAGUAGAGUUUUAAAUUUGCUUUCAGAAUAAUACUGUUCUUUCAGAAUACAGUAACCUACAGUAGACAUUGGAAACGGGCGGGAUUGGAAGUGGGCACCAACUUCAGUUUAGUGCAAACAUCAAAUCUUCAGGUGUCACUUUUCUAGAUAUCAGUGCAUGGAGUUUUUCUUACAUUCAAAAGUUUUAAAACAAUUAACAAUUAUUAAACCAAGGCCUUAAAAGUCAACAUGGACUUUUAGGUAUAACAUGUUUUGGUACUUGUAUCAGAUUUAAUCAUCAAUAAUAAUCUUCUGGUAACAAAUAAAUUAAAACCCAUACCAAAAUGAGCUGGCUUUUGCAUGAAUAUUUGACAAGUAGCAGGAACUAAGCUGUGAAUGAAUAAAUUAUUAGAGGGCUAGAGAAGAAAAUGGAGUGAACUUGCAGCUUGACCUUUUUAAAAAAAUAUGUAAACAUACAAUGACAAGCUUCUUAUGUUGAACAUAAUUGUUAGACUGCUAGCUUUAAAUGCAAACUAAAGCUCACUUACCUAGGCCUAAGUUUUCUGGAGAGCUUUUGAAUGAACUUUUCUAAGAUCUGGUUAGAAAUGGCAAAUAAAAUGUAUCUGUAUGACAGGAUAAAUUAUUAGGUUUAGAAUACAAAUUUGCAAGAGGCUUUUGAAAAACGAUAUAUAGUUUUUGGUUAUAUUUGCAUUAGUAUUAGCAUGUAUUUCAUUCAUUCCUUGAGAGUGCGGUGUGUUAAUACAGAAGAUGACAGACAUAAACGUUCUUUGCUGACAUUUAGAAAAAAAAUCUUCAUGAAAACUGUAGCUCUACACUAAAAGGAUAAUGAUGAAUACAUAAGAGUGGGAAAAUACAUCUGUGUACAUUAACAUUACAGUUUUAGGAACUGACUUUUUUAUUGACUCUUCUAAAAAUUUUUAGCAAUAUACAGUUGUGAAAUCAGUCUAAAAAUAAAAAGCGACAUUCAAUGCUUUUAAAUUUCAGAGCAGGCCCAUUUAAAUCAAUAAGACUUUAUUUCAGCAGGUACAUUAUGGGUAUGAGUUAGUUGACUUACCGGUACCACCCAAAAGGAUCUAAAAUGUAUUCUAGUUAUUUGAACAAAUGUUUGUUGUUUAUAUAAAUAAUUAUUUUUAUAAUAAAUGUUUACAUUGUUUUGAAUGUAGUCUCUUCUGAUGUUUGCCAGUGAAGGGGGGCACAGCUAAAUAAACUAAU